Molecule: messenger RNA, 1410 nt
Organism: Erinaceus europaeus (western European hedgehog)
Lineage: Eukaryota; Metazoa; Chordata; Mammalia; Eulipotyphla; Erinaceidae
Product: alcohol dehydrogenase class-3
Exons: 9
Coding region: 50-1174 (374 amino acids)
Biological process (GO): formaldehyde catabolic process
Cellular component (GO): cytosol
Molecular function (GO): S-(hydroxymethyl)glutathione dehydrogenase [NAD(P)+] activity; zinc ion binding
Source: RefSeq, a predicted model, not a curated record
CACCCACGCCCCCGCGUCCCCGGAUGUGCGCGGCAGAAGGAACCCGAACAUGGCGGGUCAGGUCAUCAAGUGCAAGGCGGCUGUGGCCUGGGAGGCCGGGAAGCCUCUCUCCAUAGAGGAGGUGGAGGUGGCGCCGCCGAAGGCUCACGAGGUCCGCAUUAAGAUCGUCGCCACGGCCGUGUGCCACACCGACGCCUACACCCUGAGCGGGGCUGACCCGGAGGGGAGCUUCCCGGUGAUCCUGGGCCACGAAGGGGCGGGCAUUGUGGAGAGUGUCGGCGAAGGGGUGACCAGGCUGAAGGCAGGCGAUGCCGUCAUCCCCCUCUACAUCCCCCAGUGUGGGGAGUGCAAGUUCUGCCUGAACCCCAAGACCAACCUUUGCCAGAAGAUCCGCGUCACGCAAGGGAAGGGACUGAUGCCGGACGGGACCAGCAGGUUCAGCUGCAGGGGGCAGCCGCUGCUGCACUACAUGGGCACCAGCACCUUCUCCGAGUACACCGUGGUGGCCGACAUCUCUGUGGCGAAGAUCGACCCCUUGGCCCCGCUGGAUAAAGUCUGCCUCCUGGGCUGCGGCGUGUCCACGGGCUACGGGGCCGCGGUGAACACGGCCAAGGUGGAGCCCGGGUCCACCUGCGCCGUCUUCGGCCUGGGCAGCGUGGGGCUGGCCGUCAUCAUGGGCUGCAAGGCGGCCGGCGCGGCCAGGAUCAUCGGCGUGGACAUCAACAAGGACAAGUUCGCCAAGGCCAUGGAGUUCGGGGCGUCCGAGUGCCUCAGCCCCCAGGACUUCCACAGGCCCGUGCAGGAGGUGCUGGCGGAGAGGACGGACGGGGGCGUGGACUUCUCCUUCGAGUGCAUCGGCAACGUGGGCGUCAUGAGAGCCGCACUGGAGGCCUGCCACAAAGGCUGGGGCGUCAGCGUGGUGGUGGGCGUCGCGGCCUCCGGCGAGGAGAUCUCCACGCGUCCCUUCCAGCUGGUGACGGGCCGCACGUGGAAGGGCACGGCCUUCGGAGGCUGGAAGAGCGUGGAGAGUGUCCCCAAGUUGGUGUCUGAAUACAUGUGCAAGAAGAUCAAAGUGGACGAGUUUGUGACUCACACUCUGUCCUUCGACCAGAUCAACAAAGCCUUCGAGCUGAUGCAUGCUGGGAAGAGCAUCCGGACUGUGGUGAAGCUGUAGAUCCAGGCAUCUGUCUUGGGGCAUCUGGGCAGCCGUCACGGGACGUCUGGGCUCCAGGCGGCCGGCGCGGGGAGCCCACCGUGCCCUGGCUAUCCUGCUGCCCCUGCUCUGGAGGGUCCUGUCCAUCAGAAUCAUGACUCAUGGAGGCAGGUGCAGCCUGGCCCUGACCUCUGAUCGCUGAAUUCUGGGUAGUGGUCACACAUUGAGAUUUCACAAAAUAAAGUGACUUCUGCACA